Messenger RNA from Thalassophryne amazonica, 2653 nucleotides. It is a transcript of the gene bora, whose product is annotated as bora aurora kinase A activator. The transcript has 12 exons. The coding region runs from base 121 to 1770 and encodes 549 amino acids. The record is from RefSeq and is a predicted model, not a curated record. Gene Ontology annotation, biological process: activation of protein kinase activity; regulation of mitotic nuclear division; regulation of mitotic spindle organization. Lineage: Eukaryota; Metazoa; Chordata; Actinopteri; Batrachoidiformes; Batrachoididae. Gene Ontology annotation, cellular component: cytoplasm; nucleus. Gene Ontology annotation, molecular function: protein kinase binding.
AAAUUGAAAUAAACGUUCCUGCUGCUUACUGCUGAGUCUUCAAUGAGGAUCGUUUUUAUCCGUGUGGCAAAAUUGUAUUCAUAUUUUUGCUGAUUGUAGUGUUAGCAGUGGCCCGUGGAAAUGGGGGACGUUGAGAUUCAGAUCACACCAGAGACUCCCGGCAAACCUUCCAUACAAAACCCAUUUGAAAGUCCAAAUGACUACCACCAGCUCCGUGAACCCCUGGUGCCAAGUCCCUCGGUCUUCAAGUCCAAACCGUGCAAAGCGACGCCGCCCAAGUUUAACUGGUCUAUUGAUGAAAUGGCCAGUCUUCUCCCAGUUGACAUAGACCCAGAGGAAAUCCAGCGACAGAAUUUUUACCUCAGCCAGUCAAUUGCAGAUUCUGACAUUGAGGAGAAGCGUCAGGAUGCUAUUGAAGAGUUUUUCACCAAAGGAGCCAUUGUGCCGUCUCCAUGGGUGGCAACAGACAUCCGUAAAGCUUCCCAGAUCUACAGAACAAGUUCUAUGUCACCAGUGAUUGUUGAGGAGCCAGAGAAAUGUUCAGUUGCUUGUCAAACGGCUCUUUCGCUACCUUUCGGUUUUGAUUUGGAGAAACUACUCGGAGAGCAUUAUCACUAUGAGGAAGCAGGCGAUGCUGUUCAGGACAGUCUUAGCACCUCCUCGCUCAGACGAAAACUUUUCCUCGAUGGUCAAAGCAGCAUUUCUGACUGCUCAAACCCACCGAGUCCAGAAAAAAGCCACUUCAGAGCUCCACUGGAUGGAAAAAGAACUGUAGCUCAAAGUUCAGAAGGACAAGUUGUGUCAUCCAGUUUUUCAUCUCCUUUGUCCUGUCAAGUUCCAACACCAUCUACGGGUCAGUUCUCAUCCAGCCCCAUCCAGCACAGCCACUUCCGUGACUGCAGUCUCAGCAGCAUCACCAGUCAGCUGUUCCCCGAUCGCUCGUCUCCUGCUUGUUUUGUGUCUCCUACUGUUUCUCCGAUUGUUUCUCAUGCAACACAAACGCCUACCGGCUCAGCUGAGGGGAAGCAGCAGACUAAUCUGACUCUGCAUGGAGCUCCUCUAACCACAGAUGCCACUUCCUGCACAGAGAGCCCAUUGGUUGAAGGUUGCUCGCCUAUUCAUAGCUGUUCCCCUCACUGGCACACCAGCAACAAGUCCAGAUUUAGAGCUCGAUGCUGGGCCUCGCCUCCCCUCAUCUCCACAAUCCUCAGUCCUCCCAUCCAGGACAGUCAGGCACUUGAUGACCAAAUCCCGUUUACCCCUCUCCCCUUUAUGGCAUUAGAUCCAUCUUCCUCCCUGGACAGGAACGUUCACCCCAUUGACACUGAUGAAGUUAGUCUUGAACAUCUGGAACCUGUAAAACCAGAGGUGGUCAAAGACGUAAAGAUGGAAGAGAGACUCGAGGAGACUGAGGGAUAUGAAGAGGAGAUUGGAGCAUCUUCAGGAAGGCUGACCAGCUCUCGUAUGGGCAACAUGUCGACAGUAGAAAGUUCACAAAUGUCUGUCUCUCUGCUGGCAGAGGGAAGCAGCAUACGUUGUGAAUCCAGCAUGCAGGUGGACAGCGGGUACAACACUACCUCAGCAGGCACUGCUAGUCUUAUCGAUGGCCUCUACUCAGACUGUCAGAGUAAAGAGUCCUUCAAUUCAAACCUGGCAGAAGAAGCUUUCUCUCUCAAACACAUUAAAGCCAAGAAAGCUUGUUUUCCAGGUAUUUUACCAUCAUCAUUGAGCCACAUGAGGGACGCCUCUUCCACUGGAAGCCUACAGUGAUUCUCCUUCAGUCAAAUACAGACUGCACAUUAUAUUUAAAAUAUUUAUUGUAAUUGGUGAUCUUAAUUUGGUUCUAGGGUUGAGUGGGGCAUUAUUAAAAUAUGGGGGGGGGGGGGGGGGGGUCUUCAUUCAUUAAAAACGUCCCUUUCUGUGUUCAUCCCAGUUCAGGUUCGUUUUCCCGACCACUCAUUGGAGUAUCUGGCUGAGAAUUGGGAGGGAGGGGGAGUAAUCAACCAGUUCUAGAGUUAAAAAGAGGUAUUUUCAUUCCCCCAGUUAACUUGCACAAAAUCACUUCUUUCUAUGCUGUAAUGAUGAUAAUGUCAUAAUUUCUGUUUCUUCUUGUUUGUGAAGAAGCCAGACUCAGAGGAAAUUACAUUGGAGCUGUAUUUAUGCUUUUAUAAAUCCUUUAUCAUGACCUUUUCUUUGUUUGAAUUCAGAUUUCUUGUGGAUGUUAAGGAUUGAUGUAUUUACUCCAGAAUAAGAAAAACCAAUAAUGCCACUCGCACAUUAAAACCUGAAUGAGCAUUUGUAAACCAUAUUAUUAUAAAAACCACUGGCUGGAUUGUAUCGUGAAAAGGAUUUGAAUAACUUGUCUUGAGGUCACGGUUCUUAUUUCUGAGCAAGCUUUAGCUGUGAACUUUAUUCUAAGGUGUAUUUUGACAUAUUUAGAAGAAGACUGUCAAAAUACCAAUGUUGUUGAUGAUCUGUAUCACAUUGUGACAACAUUCUCUCAAGAUAGUGAUUUGUUUCCUGACCUGGAUUAAUAAACAGUUCUAACAAAAAUGUCAUCUUGGCUAAAAUAAGACAUUUGACUGGAUUAGGAGAUGAUAGUUAUUACUGUUGGAUUUCAAAGGCUUAAAAAUUUAUAUUCGAGCAGAAGAGC